CUUUCGUUUUGUGGUAGAGGUGAUAUACCAGUGCCAUGCCUGAACCCGCGAAAUCCGCUCCAGCCCCGAAGAAGGGCUCUAAGAAGGCGGUGACCAAGGCGCAGAAGAAGGACGGCAAGAAGCGCAAGCGCAGCCGCAAGGAGAGCUACUCGGUGUACGUGUACAAGGUGCUGAAGCAGGUGCACCCCGACACCGGCAUCUCGUCCAAGGCCAUGGGCAUCAUGAACUCGUUCGUCAACGACAUCUUCGAGCGCAUCGCGGGCGAGGCGUCCCGCCUGGCGCACUACAACAAGCGCUCGACCAUCACGUCCAGGGAGAUCCAGACGGCCGUGCGCCUGCUGCUGCCCGGGGAGCUGGCCAAGCACGCCGUGUCCGAGGGCACCAAGGCCGUCACCAAGUACACCAGCUCCAAGUAAACUUGUCACCUUCGGCAGCACCAACGUCAUCAGGCUCUUUUAAGAGCCACCCACGUUGUCAUUUAAAGAGCUGUAACUUUACAAGCUUGGUGAAAAUAGAACAAACAGUAUUUUUGGUCGCUAAUAACUAUCUGGGAACACAAGUUUCCGGCAUGAGACCAUGAGACCAUCACCAAGGAAUAAAUCUAAGUAACCAAGACUACCAUGCAUUCUGCUUCGCUACUCCAUAGCUACUAAAAGCAAUACACCUAUGAUGUUCCCACCUCGAGAGAAGGCUUUCCCGUUUUCAGUUUUUCGUUGUUCUCCCAUUACUCUAGAUCGGGAGUAAGUAGGGGAAAGCCGUUCUCCCGGUUUUGAGUUGCCCUAAAAUCAAAACAAGGGAGUAAGCAUUCUUGAGAAAACGAAACUACCUUCCUCCACCCCCCACCCCCGUUAACUUUUUGUGAGGUUGGGAGUGGCUACAGCGGCAUCUAAUGGAGCAGGGCACUGUCUGCAACUUGCAUUUCUAAACCACAGUGGGUGACUGCCAGUCUCAAACGCGCGUCCUUCCAUUUCGACUAAUCUUCACCGCAUAUUUUAACGUAGCUAAAUAUUGCCUCUUGGCAAGUUCAGAAACUUUUCCACUAGUUUUCUACCCGGCUGAAUACAUAGGGGUUUAAGAGACCCUCCUUACAAAUGGAAAACAUGAAGGGGGAGGAAGCAAGUGAAAGUCUCCAUCUGUGAUUUGGCGCGCGGGGGUGGAGGGGUGAGGGGGGUGGGAGGGUAGGAGUUGCGGGGGAGGCAUUAAGAGAGAGAUCUGCCUCAAUUUCUCAGCCUCUUCACUCCUCAGCCCAUUGGAGUCCCAGAGUUCUCCCUAAACCUCUCCGUGUCCCCAGUGAUCUUGUCCUCAGUCACAUCCUCAUUCCCUGGGAUUUUAAGGGAGAAGAGUUAAAAAGGAAUUACCAUUCGUGUGCUUGUCCUUUGCCUGAUUUCAGCCUGCAGUCAUACAAAAUGGAAUCUCCCAUUUUACAAGGGAAUGACCUGAGGAAUUAAGGUUAAGUAGCCCCUUGCAUAAAUAAAUAAAAAUGGGGUCUGAAUCCCCAUCUAAGGACUGUUGACUUUUUCUCAAACUAGAGACCGGUUGCAAUCAUAGGAAUGGGCUAACAGGCUCAGAGGGAAAACUGACCAUUAGAAUAAAAGAAAAGUAAAA
This is a messenger RNA of Mustela erminea (ermine), 1605 nucleotides long. RefSeq names its product histone H2B type 1-C/E/F/G/I. Lineage: Eukaryota; Metazoa; Chordata; Mammalia; Carnivora; Mustelidae. Gene Ontology annotation, molecular function: DNA binding; structural constituent of chromatin; protein heterodimerization activity. The record is from RefSeq and is a predicted model, not a curated record. The transcript has a single exon. Gene Ontology annotation, cellular component: nucleosome. The coding region runs from base 36 to 416 and encodes 126 amino acids.